Messenger RNA from Aspergillus aculeatus ATCC 16872, 303 nucleotides. RefSeq lists its product as uncharacterized. The transcript is spliced from 2 exons. Bases 1 to 303 code for a protein of 100 amino acids. The record is from RefSeq and is a predicted model, not a curated record. Lineage: Eukaryota; Fungi; Ascomycota; Eurotiomycetes; Eurotiales; Aspergillaceae.
AUGCCAGUGAUUGUUACCGAGACCUACUGGGCGCGACGCCCCGACCAAGUUGUGUGCACAUCCACUGCCGCCGCCUGGGAGCUUCGCGCCAACGGCCAGAAAUGGACGGGCACCAGCCCGCAGGGCUGCACCGCUGUCAACAUCCCCAGGGGCGCGACGAUUAGCUGGUCGGGAUCAUCGGGCGCUCGGACACUGCAAGUAUACAACGUGAAAGGACGUUGUUCGCAGGUAUAUCGAACCGUGCAGGGAGUGGGUGAUAUCAAUGCUUCGAACAACAUUUACGGAUUUGUGGUGAAGGCUUGA